AAAACGUGAAUUCAGUGACACGUUACAGAUUUUCAUACGUACUCCCACCCAAAAGUAAAUUUCGUUUCCUCCCUAUGACCCAAACAACAGCUGAUAAUUAUCAAUCAAUCCGGUAGUUGUACUAGUUCAAUCCAUCGGAAAGUAGGAGAUUUUCACCGUCACAAGAUUUUCCUGAAAGUAGUACUAGUAGACUUCACUCUGACUCUCAACAACAUUCACGAUAGUAGCCUCGCUAUCGUUCGAAUAAAUCAAACUUUUGACUUUUUUGACCAAGCACAGUUGUAGAAUAUCAAACACCGUUUUUUUUUGGCUAGAUUUUCUCUGUACAACCGGAUAAUAUCUCUUCUGGCGGGGUUUUGUAGAAUAAAAGUGAAGUAAAACAGUACAGUGUAAGUACACAAAAUAAUUUUGAGAAUAAAGUUUUCUUUGUCCAACUCCAAACAAACCAAACCAAAAGAUACCAAAAAAUGAACCGCCUCGACAAAGUCGCCAACCAGCUCGUCACCGCCAACCCGAACGCGGGCGGGCAGCUGAAAUUCGGGAAAAAAGCUCCCUCGUACGAAUGCGGGGCCAACACGCCGCGGUCCAAGAUGAUGGAGUGCUACACGGUCGGCGGGGAAAAGGACAGCGCACAAUCGACCAAGAUGUUCUUCCCGGGCCAGAACCCGCGGGUCGGCGCCCCGCCGAGCGCGAAUGACCUGCCUUCCCUGUCUAUCCUGUGCAAAAACGUCCGCACCCCAGCGGCAAGAUGGCAGCUUUGCUACGCAAAGCAAGAAGGUUGUGCUGUUGCGCUUGACAACUACUUUACUAGGUCUCGAGUGCCGUUGUUGUUAGGUGGCGCAGUCGCAUCACAAAGCGAGUUCCUUAUCCUGAUACGAGCAUGACAAAUUCCCAGAUAGCGUGAGAAAUCGCUCUUCAUGGAGCUAGCUGCGCAUGAGAAACAUUUUGCAGAUGUACAUUUGCAUGACGAAUAAGGUGGACGAGUGGGGACGUUUUUCCUCAGGAUACUGUCCGAUAUGGUGUCCGCGGGAAACGUGCCGAAUGCCAACAAUGACAUAUCAAUUGUAAAAGUGUCUGGGUCGGGAAGAUUCUGAGACUUUUCAUGCACGUUUUGCAUGAGCCAUGAUGUCUCUGAUGCAUACCCUAGCAAUACAGAUUUUUUGAGGGCUUCUUGAUGCCUACUCCGCAUGACAAAUGCCUUCUCAGCGUAGCAAAACGAGCACUCCCUUUGCUACUCAUGCAAUACAGAUUUUUUUGGAAUCCAAAUGCAGCAUCACAAGUUGCAUUCUUCCAGACCCAGACACAUUUGCAUUUCAUAUGACAACACGCUGAACCACGACGAGAAUUCACCGCUGAACACCAGCGUGAUGAGCACCAGCGCGGGGAAUAGCACUCCGAUGGAACAGCAGUUAAACGCCGCGGCGGAUGCGGUAACGCAAAGUUCCCUGCUCUGGCCCCCGUUCGAGUCGCAGUACGACUGGACCAAGGUGCAUGCGGACUUGGAAAAUGGGAACUACUCGGGUGUGUAUGGCUGGGACAACGCAGCUUAUUGGGGCAUCGCCGAGAAAAAAGCAGGGGUCGACUUGAGGGAAUGGUAUAAGGGUCUAGCUGCACCUGGCGUUCGUCUUUUCGCAUGACAGAUUGACUGUUUACUUUCAAGAAAUGCAGAGUCAGGAUGAGAGAUUUCCUUUCUUCACUUUUGAAAACAACAAAAUCAAAGGUACAAGCGCCGCACGGAUGACGAGUACUACUUGCCGGAAUUUAAGGAUCUCGUCGACCACCCCGAUACCCAGAAGGAGUGGAAAAACAUUUUCAUGUUUGACCCUAUGGGCAUGUACGCACACCCCCCGACCAUCGCGGCGUGCAAGGCGAAUCUCGACAUCCCGGAGUUGACCGCGGAACUGCAGAAAGACGGGAAAAUUGUCCGCGACGACGGACAAAUCCGCACCCAGAAGUGCGCCAUCUACUACGCGUGGAACCUCCCAUAUCUUGAGAAAAAAGUAUAUACAGUUACACACUCUGAUGGAAGACAAGCAAGACAGGCAACCCCUGUCAUGCAGGAAAUGCUUGCCAGCCUCUCAUUCGUGUUUUCCCUUAUAGCCUGCGCAUCACAGGUUUUCUUUGCCAUGUCGAGCAACUUUGUGAUGCAGAAACUCCAACAAAUGCGUAACUGAAGCACUUUUUUCCUGUGAUGUCCCCCGCUUGGGCGAACGGCUGGACAUGGACGAGGACGAUUUGCGGGACGCACUGUACAAGUAUUCCAACAACCCGGAUCUCAAGGACAAAACGAAGAAGACCUUUCUCCCCGGUGUCGGUGGGUGCACGAUUUACACAUUUGGGGACGUGAGGAAGGUCCGGGAUCCGACGACAGAAAUCUGCGUGCGAGUGCACGAUGAGUGCAUCGGGAGUGACGUGUAUUUAUACUAGAUGUUCUUACUUGUUUUCUGCAUGAGAAGUUUUGCUUUUGUUGCGGGUAGUUGAUGCAAUAGAAAUUUGAAUCAACAGCAUCAAGAAAAAGCAUUAUGAUAUGUUGCAAGGACCUCCGCUCAUCAUUAUUCAUGCGUGGAGGCAGCAUGCGAAAUUAUCGAUCUCUGAAAAGUACCAAAAUACAGGUUUGGCUCCGACAUCUGCACCUGCCGUCCCUACCUCAUCUUCGCCCUGCAGCAGUGUAUCCAGUGUGCCCAGCGCGGUGGGGUUGGUAUCGUCAUCUAUUACCGCAAGGAGGGACGGUCCCUCGGGGAGGUCAUCAAAUUCCGCGUCUACAACGCGCGAGAGAACCAGACUGGAGGGGACUUAUCCUGAGCAAAAACGGUUCCACCCUGUAGUCAAGGUGGGAAAUUUGCUAGACAAAUCUAGCAGCGUAGGUUGUUGCGCAUGACAGGUUUCUUGGCCUCGUAGUGUAAUCUUGUUGAGCUAGCAGCUCCAGCAGCAGCACAGACCUAGCUUAUUAUGCUGAUUAGAGCAUUACAAGUUCCAAAACAGGGCUAGAAAAUGCUUCUGAUCGGGGCUCCGCAUGAGAAACAUUUUUGCCAUGCAGAUUUUGCCAUGCAGAUUUGCAUUUUGGGGACGUUUUUACAUAGGAUACCAUUCCGCCGAUAAGUACUUUCACCAGACCGAGGCGAUCGCCGGGAUUCGUGAUGCCCGCUUCCAUAUCCUGUGCAAAAGUAUCGUACUAGUGUAAAUUGCAUUACAAAUUUGCUUCGCAUUACAAAUAAAAUUUGUAAUGCUGUUUUAGCUAAGGAAGGCGAUUUGUCAUGCAUAUCUGCAAUUAGAACGCAACGAGUGCGAUACUUUUGCAUUCUAUAUUCCAGGCCAUGAUGCCGGAUGCGCUGAAGUGGUUGGGAAUCAAGAGGAUUGACUAUUGUGAGGAAAAAUUCCCCCUCCCCAUAUCGAAAGCGCAUUCGUCUGAAAAUUUGUGAUGCAGAUUUGAGGUCACAAAUCCUGGCUGUCUUGCAAGAAGGCAGAGCCAAAGAGUCCGCCGCAUUAUGGCGGCGGUUUGUGAUGCUGUUGGGCUUACAGGGCCGACGUCUGUCAUGCUAGUCCCCUACGUCAAAACCUCUCGACCCAGGGUUGGCAUAUGCCUGCAGUCCUCUCCAGCAAGACAGGCCUGAUUUGUGUACGCAAAUCCAGCAUCAGAAACUUCGUUUCGAUAUGGGGAGGGGGGAUUUUUCCCUUUGAUAUUGACUGGCUGUGUUCCAUGAGCAACGAAAAAUACGAAGCGAUUGUUGGGUAUAGAAUAAAGACAUAUCUAUCUCGGUAGAUCCUUUUCGUGUAGUGACUGGGAUUUGGGGUCCCCCGUUCGCACUAUAUCGGCUGGCAGAUCCGUAGAAGCUAUUGCACGUUUGCGAUCUCCUCCCCUAGAGUGGGGAGGAGCGAAGUAGAGUCUUCGAUAAGUGCGUCUGGGGGACGUAGGUUUAGGUGUAUUUUUGUUUUUUGUUCUACACCAAAGUAGGUGACGCCAGUGAGGGCAUCCCCCAGCGGGGGGAGUUUAUUCCUUUUUUCUCACCAUAGAGGGUGGCCCCAGCGGGGGUAGUUUAGCGGCGAGUGCCAUCGCUUUCUGCAGCUUCUGAUGUCCAAAAGUGAUGGCCAAAAGAUCCUCCUUGACCAUCACUUUCCGGCCGGGCAGGCUUCCAGGUCGAGCCAAAGUGAUGGCCAGGAGUUCCAUGGCCAUCGCUUUUCGCUCGGGCAAAAGCAACGGCCAAGAAGAGCUUCUUGGCCGUCGCUUAUUUGCUUUUUGCCAUCACUUCCAUCCCGGCCGGGCAAAAGUGACGGCAGAGAGCCCCUUGGCCAUCGCUUUCCGGUCGGGCAAAAGCGAUGGCCCGGAGCUCCUUGGCCAUCACACACUUCCCGCUCGGGCAAAAAUGAUAGCCGCGAGCUCCUUGGCCAUCAGUUUUCGCCUAGGCAAGCAAAGCGAUGGCCAAGAGCGCCCUGGGUGGCCACCACUUUUGGUGGCCAUCAUGUUUGUUCCAUGAGCAACGAGAAAUACGAGGCGAUUGUUGGGUAUAAAGUAAAUUUGUGAUGCUAUAGUACUAGACGAGAAAAAGCGUCCUCAUCUGCUUCGGUUUUGAUUUAAAGAAGCCCUUUGGCGCCUCUAGCUGCAGCUACACACUUAUCAUAUCGCGUAGAGGUACGUAUAGGGAGGACCCAAAAUAGGAGACCUAAGGUUCGGGUGAAUUCUCUUCACCCAGCUUCUGUUCCCUUCCUUGAGUUGCUGCGGUGUUGAAGUUUACGCCUAUGCUCGACUGCGCGGGAGGGUUUUUGCCUUACCCCUCUAAGGUCUCAGGAAUCACGCUGCCACACUGUCUCCAAACCCACGCCGACACUACCAAAAAGACUUUUUGAUAAGAAUAAAAAGCCACAAAGUAGAAGCAUACUGCAGGGGGAAGGGAAAAGGCUUGCAGCUACUCAGAAAGCGCGGCCAAGCAUAUCAGAGGGCUUGCCUGGGGGUAGUUUCUGCAUAGAUGCCGUGCUUGUGUAUUUAUAUCGAAGUAAAGCUUCUGCUGGAAUGAGCAGACGAUCAUGGACGCUGCUUCACAGCACCGCGAUGCCAAUGGAAUGGAAAGUGUUCCAUGAGCAACGAAAAAUACGAGGCGAUUGUUGGGUAUAAAAUAAACAAGCCUCGGGGCGAGCCCUGCUGGGCUCGCCUGGUCUUGGGGUUGUCGGUUGCGACCGGUAAGACGGUGGCUGAGUAAACUCCAAGGAGACACGGGGAGGGGGCCCGAUGUCAGUGGGGUUGUUGUGCGCGUUGCUAGCCUUCCGGCCGUUGCUAGCCUACCGGCCGCCGCUACCUAGCCUGCCGGCUGCCUUGCGCAUGGUGUGUCUCUUGUUGUGGUCCGUGGUUGCCGCUCUGCUCACGGCAGGGCCCUGCAAUAGUUAGCUUUUUGCGCCCUGUCUCCUGUCGAAAUCGCGUGGGCCGCUCUACGGGCCCCCUUAAGCAUCCCCGUAAAGAUCCCCUUAAAGAUUCCCUUAAGAAUCCCCUUAAAGAUGCCCCUUAAAGAUUCCCCCUUAGAGAAAUCGCCUUAAAACAUUUCGGCCCGAAUCCCCAUGCUAUGGGCCCGGUUUUCUGGGUUCCAAAACCUUGCGCCAACGCACACCGAUAAACGCAGCAUACUGCCGGCGCAAAAAUGAACCCGCAUGGUAUGAUCGAUUCCGCUCCCCCCCUUUUUUUAAGGAGUUUUUUAAGCAACGAAAAAUACGAGGCGAUUGUUGGGUAUAAAAAUUCAUCUUCAACAUUUAGAAGAAGUACUAUUGCGAGUUGUGUGGAGCUAGUUUUCUUCCUCAUGAUGCCCGAUACGGGUUUUUGAGUUUAUGAGUCAAGAUAUAGUGAUUGUUGAGAUCAUUCGGGGAGCAUGUUGUCGUUGGGAGGAAAUUGCUGAACAAUUUUUUGCUCCUCUGCGCUCGUCUUCCCGUCAGUCAUAUGCUUUUGCGCUAUAUUUACAACCCGCGAAAGAAAAAGAAAAAAGAAAAACCCAAUACCUUUAAAACUCUCGUCUCUCAGUGCGGGUAUUCAAGUGAUGCAGCGCGUCACCCUUCCGGAGGACUACGUGAAAGAGAACAUGAAGGUCGAGAUCAACGCCAAAGUCGUAUGCAGUGCAAAUAUGAUGUCUGCGUCUGGAAAAGAUCAGGGUUUCUCAUGCAGGUUCGGGAUGAACUGAAACUCUGUGAUGCACGAGCACGAAAAGGUCCCCUUAGCUGUCGUGCAAAAACGCCGCCUGCCAUGCAGAGUACGCAACAUUCACAUUAGCAGCCCAAAAAUUUGUCAUGCGUGGCAGCGUAUUGCAGUGCGGCUAUAGUUGACAUUUAGCAUUACAACCUUCCAGAGGACCGAGACAUAUUUGCAAUGCAUAAAUCGCGUCCGGCUACAACCAGGAGACCUUUGAUCCGGAUCAGGUCGCUCUCGAGUGCUUGACCUUACCGCACAUUACCAAGCAGUGCAGCCAGGUGUUUGAGCUGGGCAAGAAGGACAAGCUGGACCACUUCACGCUGCAUUUGGACAAGUUGGUAUCAACUGCAAAUACGUCUGGGUCCUCUGGGAGGUUGCAACUUGUGAUGCGGUCUUUGGAUUCUAAAAGAAUCUGUCUUGCAUGACCAGCAAUUAUAGAAGUCCAGUUUGUGCUACGUCGCGGGGAGAGCAUUUGCCAUGCGCGAUAGGCAUCAGGAAGGGUUCUAAAAAUCUGUGAUGCUAGGGCAUGCAUCACAGACAAUAUUGGGUCAUGCAAAAUAUGCAUGACAAACCUGGCAAUCUUCCAGACCAUGACAUAUUUGCAAUGCAUAGCUGGAUGACUGCGUCAAUUUCGUGGACCAAGUGAUCGAGGAGCACUACCCGAAUAUGCAAGAAAAAAACUGUGUAAGUGUAAGUUUGUCUUGCAGAUGUUGCAAUACAGUUACACUUGUCAUGCCGGAUAUGCAUCAUAGGCUAUUUUAGUACGUGUUUUAGCACUAGCGUACGCGUACCAGCUACGCAUGACAAGUUUUCUGUCAUGCAAAACAAAUCUGUGAUGCUGUUCCUGCAAAGAAGUUACACUCACACAUUUUUUUUAUUGGAUACCGGACGGAAAAAAGAUUCCGCCGCACUCCAGGGUAGGUUUAUUUCUAUGAUCGUGCUGUACUUUAGAAAGAGGUUCGGCCAUAAUGUUACAUCGAGAAGUUGUUUGUGAGCAUCUGAUUUGAUUUGUCGUUCUUGGACCGAAUGUCUUGCUACACAGGCUUUGUAUCCAUCGCGCCCGCGCCGUCCGAGUACUAGGACGCGCUUGUCUAGAACUCAUCGCGCUUUUUUUCUACAAGCCCGCCCGCGCCGGCGCCCCGCACGCCGCGGUCACUGACGCCGCGAUCGGUACAGUGAAAAUAAUCCGCGAAAAUAUGUUGAAAAUUAUCCGCGAGCCAGAAGUGCAACUUCUUGCACCGCGUUUGCCGCGCCGCCCAACUGAACAGGCACAGGAUAGUACUGUGACAAACAUCUUCCUCUUCCUCCCGGCCCGCACAAGUAGGAAAACAACAAGCUAAAAACACAUCCACCUCAGAUGCGCCACCUCGAGAACCUGCCGAAGUUCCAGGAGUGGGUCGAGUCUGACGGAUUUCAGCAGUUAGACGCGGUUGAAAAGACGAAGAGAAUCAUCGAUUUGGUCUUUAUGGUGAGCAAAAACGUCCCCAGCUCAGAGUCAAGAUGGCAAACCUGCUACACAAAUCAACCAGCUUUGGCUGUUGCGCAUGACAAACUUGGGCUCGUAGUGUAGUCGUGUUUAGCUAGUGCAGCAGCAUCACAGAUCUAGCACACCAUACGGAUUUGAGCAUCACAAAUCGCAAAACACCAAUAGAGACUGCUUCUCAUGGUUCUCUGCAUGAGAAACAUUCUCGGCAUGCAAAUUUGCAUUACAACUCUGGGGUGGGGACGUUUCUACAAAUGAUAGUCUUCGUGUCCGUGUUAGUCGAUGCCGGUGCGGGCCCCGACUGGAAGUACAUGAGCGAGGGGAAGAUCAUCACUAGUUCCGAGGGGCUUGCUACGAAUUGCAAAAGCAUCGCACUAGUAGUAAUUGCAUUACAAAUUUUCUCAGCAUGAGAAAUGGAAUUUGUCAUGCUGUUUAGCCUUGGGAUGGAGAUUUGUAAUGCAUGAUUGCGAUUCCUACGAGUGCGAUACUUUUGCUCAGAAUACUUGCGGUCGCUUCGAUGGACAUGUUCGCGGACGGGUUGUUCUCCUCUGACAAAGUAUCGCAAGAGAAUAAAACGGCUUCACUCUGAACUUGUGAUGCAGAAAAUGCAACAUGGAACUAUUUGUCUUGCUACACCUGCAUAGAGCAUUGGAGUUUCAAGUGUGUUUUUCCCUAUGGGAAGUGCGCGCGUGACAAAUUUUCAGUGCCAUGCGUAACAAACUUGUGAUGCAGAUCUUGAAAAACAAAGAGCAUCACAGUGAAGCAGUUUUAUUUUCGUGGGAUACAAAGCGUUGCCGUACCGUGUCAAUUCGCUUGCCUUGAAGCAGUUGACAGAGAAGGACUUGACCAAGGGGUUCCAAAUUUCCACGUCAAACAAAUUGUUGGCGGUGAAAGGGAGAUUGGCGUUGCUGAACAAAUUAGGUAUAGAAUUGAUACAGCUGCGUAGUGGUUUAGCAAUAGAACUAGAUCUACUGUUUGAGUUUUUGCAUGACAAAUUUUGCUAUGCCAAUACUGAGAUUUUUUGUUGUUCACAAGAGGCAUCAGUUCGCGCCAUCUUUAUCAGUUAUCUUUCUGAAACAAACUUCUAUCAAAGGUGAAGCGCUGGAGAAGAACCCGAAAUUUUUAUUGUGAGGAAAAAUCCCCCCUCCCCAUAUCAAAAACGAAAUUUGUCAUGCUGUAUUUGAGUACACAAAUCGACUUGUAAUGCCAGAAAGCCAAGGGCCGCAGUUGUGGCCUCGUUUGUAGGCAAUCUGUCAUGCUAUUUCCCACUUCCAGUUGCUCUCUGUCGUGCUGAAGGCGCAAGGCUUUCCGACGCCAGCCGGCACUACACUCCGCACGUCUUUCCUUCUAGCAUGACAAAGCUGAUUUGUGACCACAAAUCUGCAUCACAGAUUUCCGUUUUGAUAUGGGGAGGGGGGAUUUUCCUUCUUGAUAAUUUUUCGGUAGUGAACUCCCCCGGCCGGGAAAUCUCGUCGACUUAUGCAUUGCAAAUAUCCCUGGAUGCCUGGAAGGAUGAGGAUCCAAACCUGUCAUGCUAUCUUUGGAUUCUAAAAAAAUCUGUAUUGCAUGACCAGCAACAGGAGCCCAGAUUGUGCUACACGGGGAGGGCGUUUGUCAUGCGGAAUAGGCAUCAGGAAGCCUUCCAAAAAUCUGUGAUGCAAAGUCAUGCACUACAGGCAUGGCGGGCCAUGCAACAUAUGCAUGACAGACCUGGCAAUCUACUUCCAGACCCAGACAUAUUUGCAUUUGAUACGACUAUGUGCUCAAACAAGCGAAGGAGAAAGAUCCGAAAAACAUCACCCUCUCCAGCCUGUGGCAGUGCGUCGCCCACGGGAUUGAGCCGAUCUGGCCGAAGCACGCGUCCGGGAUCCAGACGGGGGAUAUCUGGCACUACAGCAAACUCGUGAAAUAUGGAAAGAACAAAGUUUGUCACAGUCACUAACUUGCAGGUUUUGCAUGAGAAAUUUUUCCAGCAUCACAGGUUUUUCUUGUAUUGUAAAAACACCAGGGAAAUCCCUUAUGAAGUUUGGCUGUGAUGCAUUUUUACGCAUGACAGACAGUUUUGUAUUGCAAAAAUGCGCAUGUUGAGUGAGCGUGACGAACUUUUUUUUGUUUGAUAUGAAACCGGGCCUCCCCGGGUCCGACCUCGUGUCCUUUCACAAACUGACGCAGUGGCUGCUCUACUCCGUGAUCGAGGUCAUUGAGACCGGGUUUGGGUUGGAGAAAAUCCAAAAUCCGGAAAAUCUGAAGAUGACGGGGUUGGCGGAGUACCGAAAUGGCGGGUUGUUAGUGGAUUCCGGCCUGAUCCGCUUGCGGAAUCCGGAGAAUCACCAGGCGGAGCACUCUAUGAAUUGCAACAGUGUAGUCGUACUAGUGGUAAUCGCAUGACAAAUUUUCUCAGCAUGACACAUGGAAUUUGUCAUGGUGAAUCAGUAAGGAAACCAGGUUUCGCAUGCAUAAUUGCGAUAAUUACUACGAGUGCGAUACAACUUUUGCACGGGAUACACUCCGUCGGGUCGGAAUUAGUCGUCGAGUGGCGCGCGUUGACGAUUGUGUUGAUUGACAUGAUCGCGAAGAAGCUGAUGGAAAAGCGAAAGGGACACAUUGACACCGUCGCGCAGGCGCUGGAGGGGGGUACCUGGCGUGCGGGCCGGGUGAUCGCGAAGAAAUUGCGACCGGAAUCUGGUGGACCCCCGAUCAAGAUCAGAAGUGACGGAAGCGUGUUUUAA
This is a messenger RNA of Amoebophrya sp. A120, 10375 nucleotides long. The record is from the annotation of a GenBank genome assembly. NCBI's taxonomy places the organism in Eukaryota, Dinophyceae, Syndiniales, Amoebophryaceae.